GUGUACAAGCAACAGAUGACCUGAUUAAGAUGGGAAACAAGCAAACGAUAUUUACCGACGAGCAACUUGAUGCCUACCAGGAUUGUACAUUUUUCACCCGUAAAGAAAUUCUGCGGUUGCACGGCAGAUACCAUGAGUUGGCUCCACAUCUUGUCCCGAUGGACUACACCAAUGACCCUGAUUGUAAACUGCCUUUAGCCUUAAUAGUCAACAUGCCAGAGUUAAAGGAAAACCCCUUCCGCAACAGGAUCGUAGAGUCUUUCUCAGAGGAUGGGAUGGGGAAUCUCAGCUUCAAUGAAUUUGUGGACAUGUUCUCAGUCCUCAGUGAAAUGGCUCCUAGAGAGCUCAAGGCAAUAUAUGCCUUCAAAAUAUACGAUUUCAAUGUGGAUAAUUACCUGUGCAAAGAGGACCUGGAAAAGACUCUGAAUAGGCUGACAAAGGAGGAGUUGACUCCUGAAGAGGUGCAGCUUGUGUGUGAGAAAGCCAUCGAGGAGGCGGAUUUAGACGGAGACAACAAACUCUCUUAUGCUGACUUUGAAAAUAUGAUUACGAGGGCUCCUGACUUUUUAAGUACCUUCCAUAUACGAAUCUGAGAGGGCUCCAUGGAGGGUUUCCAAGGUCGACAGCGUGGUGAACCUC
Molecule: messenger RNA, 639 nt
Organism: Anoplopoma fimbria (sablefish)
Lineage: Eukaryota; Metazoa; Chordata; Actinopteri; Perciformes; Anoplopomatidae
Gene: cib2
Product: calcium and integrin binding family member 2
Exons: 6
Coding region: 30-593 (187 amino acids)
Molecular function (GO): calcium ion binding
Source: RefSeq, a predicted model, not a curated record